Molecule: messenger RNA, 651 nt
Organism: Salvia hispanica
Lineage: Eukaryota; Viridiplantae; Streptophyta; Magnoliopsida; Lamiales; Lamiaceae
Product: actin-depolymerizing factor 1-like
Biological process (GO): actin filament depolymerization
Cellular component (GO): actin cytoskeleton
Molecular function (GO): actin binding
Source: RefSeq, a predicted model, not a curated record
CCAAAAUUUAAGGAUCCAUUUCUUACUACUCUGUUUUCUUCUUCUUUCCAUUUAAUCUCUAAUUAAUCACAUUUUCUCGAGGCUGCUGAUUUUUUCACACAGAGCACAAUGGCGAAUUCGGCAUCUGGGGUUGCUGUGGACGACGCGUGCAAGCUGAAGUUUCUGGAGCUCAAGGCAAAACGUUGCUUCAGGUACAUUGUGUUCAAACUUGACGACGGACUCCAGCAAGUGGUGGUGGAGAAGGCCGGGGGCCAAGACGAGACUCACAUCGACCUCAACAACAGCUUGCCUGCUGAUGAUUGCCGGUAUGCUGUGUACGACUACGACUUCACAACUGAUGAGAACUGCCGCAAGAGCAAGAUUUUCUUCAUUGCUUGGUGUCCUGAGACUUCAAAGGUGAGGACCAAGAUGCUUUACGCGAGCUCAAAAGACCGGUUCAAGAGAGAGCUGGAUGGCAUUCAGGUUGAGUUGCAAGCAACUGAUGCAAGUGAGAUGAGCAUGGACAUCUUCAAGGAAAGAGCUUAUUAGUUCAAGUUUCUAUUUUAAAAAUCUUUCUUUUUCAAUUUUGAGUUGAUGAUUUUCUGUUCUAUUUUGAGCAAGGAUAUGAGAGUUUUUCUUGAAUGCAUUUCUCUAAUUUGUUGAGUCUUGUUA